This is a messenger RNA of Sciurus carolinensis (gray squirrel), 5142 nucleotides long. It is a transcript of the gene Tbc1d16, whose product is annotated as TBC1 domain family member 16. The coding region runs from base 444 to 2816 and encodes 790 amino acids. Gene Ontology annotation, molecular function: GTPase activator activity. The record is from RefSeq and is a predicted model, not a curated record. Lineage: Eukaryota; Metazoa; Chordata; Mammalia; Rodentia; Sciuridae. Gene Ontology annotation, biological process: activation of GTPase activity. Gene Ontology annotation, cellular component: early endosome. The transcript is spliced from 13 exons.
ACAUCCGGCGGUGCGGGCCCGCGCGGGGCGGCCGGCCGUGGAGCCGGCCGGGUGCGUGCGGGGCGCCCCGCCUGGAGAAGUCCACGGUGGCGCGAGUCGGGGUCCCCGCCGCGCGUCCCAGCUUGGCGACGUCCGCAACAGUUUCCGCAGGGCUACAGCAGUGUCACCUGCGUCCAGCGGGCGCCUCUGAUGUCCCGAGGACCUCCCGGUCCUGGGCCCCGCGGGCGGCAGGCCGGUCGGCACGCCUGGGGCUGGGGACCCCGCCUCCCACCUCCCGCUUUCUGGGCUCGGGCGCCCUCUUGCCAGAGGCCCUGCGAGGAGCCCUCGGCGAGGCAGGAUGCCCAGUGCUUCCCGGAGGGCGCCGUCCCCUCCCAGCCCCAGGCAGGUCUUGGUGAGCCCCGCCUGGGCCGCAGCUCACAGAGAAUGGAAACACCUGCCCAGCGAUGUCUCUGGGCCGCCUCCUUCGCCGGGCCUCCUCCAAAGCCUCAGACCUCCUGACCCUCACCCCGGGUGGCAGUGGCGGGUCCCCCUCUGUCCUAGAUGGAGAGAUCAUCUACUCCAAGAACAAUGUCUGUGUGCACCCACCCGAGGGGCUGCAGGGGCUGGGGGAGCACCACCCAGGGUACCUGUGCCUGUACAUGGAGAAGGAUGAGCUGCUGGGGGCCACCCUCAUCCUGGCCUGGGUCCCCAACUCACGCAUCCAGAGGCAGGACGAGGAGGCCCUGCGCUACAUCACCCCGGAGAGCUCCCCUGUGCGCAAGGCCCCCCGUCACCGGCGCCGGCGCAACCCAAGCUCAGGGGCCCCCCAGCAGGCCUCCCCCUUGGAGCCAAGGCCCUCGCUGACCCCCAAAGAGGAGGACAUCCUGGUGGUGGCCCAGAGCAUCCAGGAGGCUGUGCACAUCGGCACUUCGCCUGAGGAUGGCGAGAAGCUGGCCCUGGGCACGCGGGCAGAUGGGCCCCACCCCGCCCUGCAGCCUGCCCGCCGAAGCUCCGGAGUCCUGCCUGCAGUCGGCCCGCAGGAUGGGGCGGAGGAGGGCCGGGAGCCGCGGCCUGAGGCCGGGGAGGAGGAGGGCUCCUGGGGGCUCUCUGUGGACGGCGUGAGCAGGGACAGCUCCUUCGACUCAGACUCGGACGCCUUCUCCUCGCCCUUCUGCCUCUCGCCCGUCAGCGCAGGCCUCACGGAGGGCAGCAGCUCUGCGUUCCUGGAGAGCGAGGGCAGUUCCCCCUCCAGCUCCGACACCACCCUGCGCUUCCCGGACAGCAGCGGCCUGCUGCAGACCUCGCGCUGGGACCAGCCACAGCGAGGCUGCGCCCUGGAGCAGAUCUGCGGUGUGUUCCGCGUGGACCUGGGUCACAUGCGCUCCCUGCGCCUGUUCUUCAGUGACGAGGCCUGCACCAGUGGCCAGCUGGUCGUGGCCAGCCGAGAGAGCCAGUACAAGGUGCUGCACUUCCACCACGGUGGCCUGGACAAGCUGUGCGAGGUGUUCCAGCAGUGGAAGUUCUGCACCGAGUCGCACCUCGAGGACCAGCAGGUCGCCAGCGAAAGGACGUGCGUGCAGUUCUCCAUCCGCCGGCCCAAGCUGCCGUCCUCCGAGACCCACCCCGAGGAGAGCCUCUACCGCCGGCUGGACGUCUCCGCCUGGCUGCACCACCUGAACGAGCUGGGUCAGGUGGAGGAGGUGUACAAGCUGCGCAAGGCCAUUUUCUUUGGCGGCAUUGAUGUGUCAAUCCGGGGGGAGGUCUGGCCCUUCCUGCUGCGCUAUUACAGCCACGAGUCCACAUCCGAGGAGCGGGAGGCGCUGCGGGUGCAGAAGCGGAAGGAGUACAUGGAGAUCCAGCAGAAGAGGCUCUCCAUGACUCCCGAGGAGCGCGGCGCGUUCUGGCGUAAUGUGCAGUUCACCGUGGACAAAGACGUGGUUCGGACAGACCGCAGCAACGAGUUCUUCCGUGGGGAAGACAAUCCGAACGUGGAGAGCAUGAGGAGGAUCCUGCUGAACUACGCUGUGUACAACCCGGCUAUUGGCUACUCCCAGGGCAUGUCGGACCUGGUGGCUCCCAUCCUGGCCGAGGUCCUGGACGAGUCGGACACCUUCUGGUGCUUUGUUGGUCUGAUGCAGAACACGAUCUUCGUCAGCUCUCCUCGGGACGAGGACAUGGAGAAGCAGCUGGGUGCACCGGGCACCUGCUGGCCAUGGUCUUAUACUGGUUCCAGGAGGGAGCUCAGCCUGGAAGCCCACAGACUCUACCUGCGGGAGCUGCUGCGGCUGACCCACCCGCGCUUCUACCAGCACCUGGCCACGCUGGGCGAGGACGGCCUGCAGAUGCUCUUCUGCCACCGCUGGCUCCUGCUCUGCUUCAAGCGGGAGUUCCCGGAGGCCGAGGCCUUGCGCAUCUGGGAGGCCUGCUGGGCCCACUACCAGACGGAUUACUUCCACCUUUUCAUCUGUGUGGCCAUCGUGGCCAUCUACGGGGAUGACGUCAUUGAGCAGCAACUGGCCACUGACCAGAUGCUCCUGCACUUCGGAAACCUGGCCAUGCACAUGAAUGGGGAGCUGGUGCUCAGGAAGGCCAGAAGCUUGCUGUACCAGUUCCGCCUCCUGCCCCGGAUUCCCUGCAGCCUGCAUGAGCUCUGCAAGCUCUGCGGGACGGGCAUGUGGGACAGUGGGUACAUGCCCGCCGUGGAGUGUGCCGGCCACCACCCAGGCUCCGAGGGCUGUCCCUGUGGGGGCACAGCGGAGCUGCCUUCACCCCCAACCCCAAGAGAAGGCAAGAGGGGCCUGAAGACGCCUGGGGAAGGCUCUGGCUUCCGCAGAUAGGUGGACUCCCUGCACCGGAGGUUGAGGGGACCUCGCUGAGGUCCUGGGCAUGGGGGUAGGGAGGGCGUGGAGGGGACUCGGGCGGCAGGAGUGUAAGGAAGAGCACCUUUUCCUAGUGUGGACACAGGACUGACCGCCGCAAGGCCUACCGGCCUCCCAAGGAGAGCCGGCGCCCAAAGGCAGCACCAGAAGCUUCCCCCCUGCCAGGAAGAGGGGAGAGCAGGGACAGGGACAGGAGGGCCUCGUCCACCAGCAGCACCAAGCUCUUCCACGCGAGCCGGACAUACUUCCCCAGCCCUCCCUCCGCAGCUGCAGAGCUCACGUCCCACAUCUGCCAGAAAGCCCUGCAGCUUUCGGCAGGUGUCCAGAGCCGGGUCGCUCACGCCGGCCGUGUGAGCGUUGCGUGCCCCAGCUGUGGGGAGGAGGGGCCCGACCGUGAGCCGGAGCCACAACCUGGUGGACAAGGGUCGGACACCGGUCCCUUAGCUGGGGUCCUCACCUGAGGACCCGUGGCACUGUUCAGUCAGUCUCACCAAAUCUGGCCACCUGGGGGCUGAACGGCUGUGGGCGUGUGUGCGUGCCUGCGAGGUCCUCCGAAGAGGCUCUGCUUCCUCCCAGGGCCGUGGAGUGCAUUAACUAACUGGCCAAGAUGAAGGCGCCUGCAAUAGCUGGAGCCUCCUGACCCCCUGCAGGACCUGCGGUCUCUGCUGUGACCGCAGACCUGCUGCUCAGCUUCUCAGGGGUCCCUGCAAGAGCUGCCUCGCUAAAGGAGCACUCGGGCUCUCGGCUUCCCAUGUACUGUCCCCCAGAGACUGAGUCUCAGCUGCCCCUCCUGCUCCCAGCGUUGCAGGAGAGCUGUGUCUUAGGCUGGCAGGCGGGGGAGGAGCCAGGUGCCUCCGUGAAGUGCCGGCUCAUCUGGGAGGUGCAGGUCCAGAGCUGCCUCCACCCUCAGCUUUCCCUGCUGAAGGCGGGCACUGCUGGACAGUGCCACUCUGAAAACACGUCUGUGACCAGGACACCAGCCCCCUCCCUCCUCAGCUUUUUUCUCCAUAAGUCCAGGUCCUCUUGACGGGCACUUCCAAGUUCCCGGGCCCCUCUGUUCCGAGAGCCUUUGCGGAAGAGCACCCUGGAGCCCCCAGGGCGCAGACCCUGAGCUGUUGGCCGUUGCAGUCCAGCUGUGGGGGUCCUGGGGGCAGGCUUCUCAUCUGGUCUGCUUCUGGGGGAAGCGGGUUUCCUAUCUGUUGGCUCCUGGUCCACUAGAGAAAGUGGAUAGAGCUAAGCAGUCCUGUCCUUCCUGACCCUCUGGAAAGCAGGCCCCACAAAGGCCUAGCAGCUCUCCGUUGCCAUACCAGUGCUGUGCAGCAGAUGAUCCCAAAACCCGCAGCCUAAAACUGCUGUGCUCAGGUACCUUGCUGUCUGUGGGUCAGCAGUCAGGCUGGGCAGUGCUGAUCUUGGGCUUGCUCACCUCUGGGGCCUCCGGCUGAAGCUCCAGCAGGCUACUCCAGUGCAAGCCAGCCCUGGUGAAGGCCACAGCGCAGGGGCAGGACCAGGUGAGUGCCUGUCCAGGCCAGGAGGACUGUGGACCUGCCAUAUCCGUGGCUGGACCUGGCGUUCUGGGGCAGGGAAGUGGACCCUCUCCACUAAUGUCCCCUGCACAGCCCUGUGCCAGAAGCCUGGGAAUUCGGGGGGCCCAGGACGGGGGCUGUUGUCACAGUCUACCUGCCACCACCAGAAAGUCUUUGUCCAAAGGACACUUCCGUGUCACCCCCUCCCUGGCAUGGGAGUGAGCCCCUGCCCUCGCCCUGCUGCGGACGCCUGUGCCCUGGGGCUGCAGGUGGGGUUGGUCCAGGUUUCCACCACUUUGGGCUGUCCCAUCCCGAGUCCCCAGCUCUCCAAGACCUGACCCAGACCCGCCAGCUGUAUCCUCAAGGUGACUGCGGAGGCCACCUGCCCCCCUGGGUCCCAGGGUCACCUGCACCUGCAGACCAGACAGGAUCUGGGACGCCUGAGCAGGGCAGAAGGCGGCUCCGGAGGGUGGAGAAGCCCCGCCCUUGUCCUGCUGCCUUCAUCUGGAUGCAAUUAGAGGAAACCAGCCCCAAACCCUGCGGCAGCUGUUACCCCAGGAUCGUUCCCAGCCGGCAGAGGCAUUAGGGUGAUAAUGCAGUCAUUAGACUCCUAGGUUCCCGCGCCAGGUCGUGCGAACAGGGGGUAAUCAGCCAGCCUGGCCGUCUUCUGCGAUGCUGCUUAUUUAACCCAUUUUUUAAAAUGACACUUACUGUUGUUGGCGGGCGUGCGUGUGUGCGCAUACUUAAAAGUUGGCGCUUCC